CCUCCCACAGCUUAAUAGACCGUUUCCAUAACAACACCAAGCCAUACCAGACGACUGGUUCGGCUUAGUUCAAGGCUGGUAAACUGGGUCUACGUGCGACAUUCAGGUCAUUCAGAACCCAAAAAUAAGGAGAAGUGGGGAUGUCCGAUAAAGAAAAACAGCAAAGGAAAGAGAAGAGGGUAGUCAAGGUGCCUUCUAACGGGAGAGGCAAAGACACAACUGGCAGGACUAAGGACUCUAUAAGCACUGUGUCAUACAUUGAUGAACUGGGCCACCAUGAUGACAAUGCUCGCCUUGCUCCAACAAUGGAGAACACCUACCAGAUGGGACCUUACAAACGCUUCCCUGCCAACGCUGCCACAGACAUACUUAAAGACGUCCUUACCAGUUACCUCCAAGAGGAGAAAUAUGAAGUAGAGUGGUCUCAAAAAAUGACCAAAACAUUGUGCGAGGUAAUAAGAGCUCGCGUGAAGGAACUAAUGAUCCCCAGAUACAAAAUUGUCAUCCUGGUCCACAUCGGCCAGCUCACCGGGCAAUGCAUGCAGAUCAGCAGCCGCUGUCUCUGGGACACGUCUAAUGACACUUUCGCCUCGCACUUCUUCAAGAACAGUUCUCUGUUUGGCGUGGCGAGUGUUUACGCUGUUUACUUUGAGUGAAUUCUCUCUUUCUGUGCUCUGUUUUUGAGUAGUUGUAAAGAAAUUUAAAACAAA
This is a messenger RNA of Pundamilia nyererei, 710 nucleotides long. It is a transcript of the gene dynlt5, whose product is annotated as dynein light chain Tctex-type family member 5. The transcript is spliced from 5 exons. Gene Ontology annotation, molecular function: dynein intermediate chain binding. Gene Ontology annotation, biological process: microtubule-based movement. The record is from RefSeq and is a predicted model, not a curated record. Lineage: Eukaryota; Metazoa; Chordata; Actinopteri; Cichliformes; Cichlidae. Gene Ontology annotation, cellular component: cytoplasmic dynein complex; cytoplasm. The coding region runs from base 141 to 656 and encodes 171 amino acids.